Molecule: messenger RNA, 1421 nt
Organism: Coregonus clupeaformis (lake whitefish)
Lineage: Eukaryota; Metazoa; Chordata; Actinopteri; Salmoniformes; Salmonidae
Gene: hpgd
Product: 15-hydroxyprostaglandin dehydrogenase
Exons: 7
Coding region: 108-896 (262 amino acids)
Cellular component (GO): cytoplasm
Molecular function (GO): oxidoreductase activity, acting on the CH-OH group of donors, NAD or NADP as acceptor
Source: RefSeq, a predicted model, not a curated record
UAUUAACGCUACAUACACCGCACGCCCCUUUUCUGACAACUAAUGUAGCAGAUGAUUUAGGAGCCUACAUAAAGCAGCGCGGCGUGUCGCAGCCAGAUGAAGUGUCAAUGAUGACUCUGCGAGGUAAAGUGGCUCUAGUUACGGGCGGAGCGCAAGGUAUCGGUAGAGCCGUAGCAGAAAGCCUACUGAAGAAUGAAGGAAAGGUUGCACUUGUUGACUUGAAUCAAAGUGUCGGAGAGGAAUGCAAGAAGAUUUUAGAUGGAGAGUUUGGAGAUGGGAACUGCAUUUUCAUUCAAUGUGAUGUGACGGACAGAUUGAAACUUAAAGAUGCUUUUCAAAGUACAGUCGACCGGUUUGGAAGAUUGGAUAUUGUCGUCAACAAUGCUGGCAUCAACAAUGAGAAGGACUGGGAGAAGACCAUUGAAGUGAAUCUGACAUCAGUCAUCAAGGGAACUUACCUGGCCCUGGAUCAUAUGAGCAAAGAGUAUGGAAAAGAAGGAGGAGUUAUCAUCAAUGUCUCAUCAAUGGCAGCUUUCCUUCAUUCCCCCCAUCAGCCAGUGUAUACAGCCACAAAGCACGGGGUGAUAGGCUUUUCCAGAGCAAUAGCGGAUGCAGCAGAGGUGGAGAACUAUGGUGUGAGGAUCAACACCCUGUGCCCUGCCUUCGUGGACACCCCUCUCCUGCGGUCCGUGGAACACGAGGACAACAUGGGCAAGUUCGUCAAGUUCAAGGAUGACUUCAAAAGGAGCAUGCACAAGUUUGGAGUGCUUCAGCCGUCACUGAUCGCAGAGGGAGUGUUGCGUCUGAUAACUGAUACCAGUCUAAACGGCGCCGUGAUGAAGAUCACCUGCUCCAAAGGGAUCCACUUCCACACCUACGAGCCCCUGUCUGCCUGAGAGGAACAACACCGAAUACCGUCGGAUUUCUGUCACCCACCCAGACAAAGGAACUUAAAGUUGUCGGAGUGGUAUGGAGUCAUUCAGAAAGUAGGCCCAUGUGUCUAUGGAUCCUAUAGGGGGAAUUGGUAGAAAUGUAGGCCCAUAGAAUUAGGAAUUAGAAUAGUCAUUUAAUGGGAUCUCUAUGUGUAUGCCUAAAUUGGAUGUAACCAAUAUUCCAGUAGUCUCACUUAAUGGGUGUGAACAGCGGUAGACAAAGAGGGCUUAGUAUUCGGGUUUCCCUCAUCAUAAAAUCCUCCAGUUGAUUUGACUAGUAUGAGAGAGACUUAUUCUUGCAGGUACACAUUGACUGCUAUAAUGACACCUUUUAUCUUUAAAUGUACAGUGUACAUUUCUGUGUUUUAAGAUUUUUUUGAUUACCGUAUUUUCCACACUAUAAGGCGCACCAGAGUAUAAGCCGCAGCAGCUAAAUUGAAUGAUAUUGAAUGAUGUGUACAUAUAUAAGCCGCACUGGACCAUAAACCG